Penicillium macrosclerotiorum is the source of this 603-nucleotide messenger RNA. Its product is annotated as GIY-YIG nuclease family protein. The transcript has a single exon. Bases 1 to 603 code for a protein of 200 amino acids. Lineage: Eukaryota; Fungi; Ascomycota; Eurotiomycetes; Eurotiales; Aspergillaceae. The record is from RefSeq and is a predicted model, not a curated record.
AUGCCAUUGCCUAAGUCUGUCUACUCCGUCAAGAAUCCGGUUACAUAUUGGCUGGACCAGUACGAUACGACGGCUUUCGACAUCGUCGAAAGAGGUGGUAGGCCUGAUGAUCACAAGGCUUCAUAUUAUGGAGUACAAAGGCAGAUGAUGAAACGGUUGAGUGUCGAUGAUCAGAAGAAUGGCUACCUUUACAUCUAUGAAGUUGAAGCAAACAAAGGUUUUGUCAAAAUUGGAUAUACCACGCGCUCUAUCAGAAAGCGUCACGAGGAGUGGGUCUUUGACUGCAACCGAAAGUCAAAUCCCUUGUACCCAUUACCUGCUAUCAAGGCCGCGCUCGUUCCAAAUGCCCGCCGUGUUGAGAAGUUAUGUCAUGCAGAAUUGAAGCAUCGCCAGGCGAUUAUUUAUUGUCAGGGCUGUUUAAAGACACACGAAGAAUGGUUCGAGUCUUCGCCCACAGAUGCGAUUGCGGUGGUUGAGAAAUGGUCUGCGUGGAUGAAAAAAGAGCCAUACCAUCCCGACCAGUUAUUACUGAAGCAAGAGGAGGAACGUAAAGCAUUUGAUAUGGAAAAAUUCAUGGAUUGUUUAUUAACAGGAGAUGAUUAG